AUGAAUGAUGAGAAGAAGGAUCGAGAUACGCUUUUGCCGCAAAAAUUGAAAUUAACGAGGAAACGACAUUCUUUCAUUCAAUCUCUCUACCUGACAGUAUGCUCGGUUCAAUUUGGAGCCAUGCUUCUUCUAACAGCGCAACAGACGGGAAUGCCUUUGUUGGUCAGAGAAGUGAACAGACAAACGAAGUUCUUCUCGACAACGUCGGUGUUCAUGAUGGAAGUGAUUCGAUUAAUCACGUGCUCGAUCAUCAUUUCGAUUAACUUGAGGAGUCCUUUAAAAUUUCUACACGAGUUUCGUUCGACUGUAUGGCAUAACAAAAUCGAAACGGCCAAGGUAUGUGUUCCGGCUGUUGUCUACGCUAUUCAAAACAAUCUCUACUACGUUGCACUUGCCAAUAUUGAUGCUACAACAUAUGCGGUUACAUAUCAGCUUCGUAUUCUGACGACAGCGUUAUUGUCGGUGUUGAUUCUUUCAAAGAGACUGUCUUUGAUUCAAUGGUUCUCUCUACUCGUCUCAAUGGGCGGUGUUGUUCUUGUUCAGCUAGAUGAAAGCCAAGUUCGAAGUUCAUCGGCAAGCAGUGGAAGUUGGCUGAUUGGAGUUAGUGCGGUGUUUUCAAUGUGUUGGACGAGUGCUUUUGCCGGUGUUUAUUUCGAGAAGAUGUUGAAGAAAUCAUCGGUCGAUGUGUGGAUGCAAAAUAUUCGUCUUUCGAUGCUCACUGCUCCAUUCGCUCUUAUCACAAUGUUUGCCUCUGACUUCUCAAAUAUUCAAGAACAUGGUUUCUUCAACGGCUGGACUCCAUUGGUAUGGGUGAUGACGUUUCUCAACGCUUUUGGUGGCUUGGUUGUGUCGAUCGUGAUGAAAUACGCGGAUAAUGUGAAGAAAACCUAUUGUCAGACGAUUGCUAUUGGACUUACUGCGUUGAUUUCGAUCAAGAUGGGCGACUCGGUGUUCUCCGUGCAACUUCUGAUGGGCGUGUCGCUUGUGAUUGCCUCGGUCUUUUUGUAUUCAUUCUACCCACCCCAAUCAUUUCAAAAUCAACAAAAUCAUGAUGGACGCCGGUCAAGUAACGGAAAGUUGCAAAUU
Molecule: messenger RNA, 1086 nt
Organism: Mesorhabditis belari
Lineage: Eukaryota; Metazoa; Nematoda; Chromadorea; Rhabditida; Rhabditidae
Source: the annotation of a GenBank genome assembly